Messenger RNA from Mesorhabditis belari, 876 nucleotides. The record is from the annotation of a GenBank genome assembly. Lineage: Eukaryota; Metazoa; Nematoda; Chromadorea; Rhabditida; Rhabditidae.
AUGAAUGAAAAUCAAAUGAAAAUAAAUGCUUUACAAGCACAAAAAGAUUUCGAAAGGAUUUUACCGUCGGGGAAUAUCGUGCGAGUUGGUUUGGCUGAUGUGAAUUAUGAGGAAUUGAUGGAGGAAAUGAAAAAUAUACAGCUACAAAGCUUUGACAACAAAGGAGCGAGUGGAAAGGAUGGAGCUGUGGACACACUCACAUUGCUUGUCAUAUUGGGAACGGCAGCUUGUUUCUUUAUGGGACUUCUUGUGGGUCUCGUUUGUUGUUAUCGGCGUCGAAGUCGAGAAGCCGAAGAUCUUUCUAUAAAGCAUUCCACAAAUUCAAUUCCCGAUCCACCAGCAAAUAGAAGCAUUUCUUUUGGGAAAAUGCCUAGUUGGAGGGAAGAGCGGCAACGCCAAAAAGCGAAUCGAUAUAUUUUCAGUGCAUUGGAAAGGAUUCGAGAAGCAGAAGAACGAUCGAGGAGUGAUCAAAAUGGCUCAGUGACAGGAAGUCAACAAGGGAGUAUGUCGGGUGGAGGAGCGGAAAGUUUGAAAAGUCUCGAGAGUGGAAGAAGCUAUCUUUCUGAUGGACAUUGGCACAAGUACAGUCAAGGGAAUUUCUCGAGCUCAAGCAAUCGUCGAUGCUAUUCAACAUCACAAUUGAGAAUCGGUGAAUCGAAUGGAUGGUCGAAUCGGGAUGAGCAAGAGCACUCAAUCGAUGCACCGCUUCUCGAAAAUAAUCAUGUUCCUUGUCGAUCGGAUUCUCGUGAUUUCAAUCCCCAUCAUCGUCAUCGUUCUUCUCAAUCCGAAUCUCCAUUUUUCCCUCUCUCCUAUCCAAUUGACAUCCCAAGAGAAAGUCCAACCGAACAACCGCGCUUUUCGUCAGGAGUUUUUAUU